AUGUCGAGCACAGCAGCUGCAGCAGAUGCCCCGCUCUCCGGCUUUGAAAGAAAGCUGAGCUCGUCUAUUCAGCGUCUUCGGGCCAAUAGCAUUCACCAUGAACGCACCUUCAAAUCCAGCGAAUCCUCCAAGUCACAGCUCUAUCUCCACAGACUGAAGUCAAUUAACCGCCAUGGUGGCCGCAACCUGAGCAACGACGAGGCUCUCUUCUUCCUUUCGUUGCCUGACAAGAUUCGUCGUCUUCACUUCACGGCAGAGGAGAACAUCCUAAUGCGGGCCGCAUGCGAAUUGCAGCUUUCCAAGCGUCCUCGCUACGACAACAUUCGUCCACUUCCUCUCAGAUCUUGGACCGACGGAGGCGCCUCGAGCAGCCACAGCUACGCUAGUUCGUCUAUCAGUCGCCACACCAUGGCCGGACCGGUUUCUCUUCCUUCAACGCCAACUACUUCUGACGGAGGAUACCCCUCAGCUACUAGCAGUCGCACCUCGUCUCGUCCUCGCACAGAAUCAAUCGUGUCUUCCAACGCUUCUGUCCGACCCUUCAAUCCACUAGGCUGUCACCCUCUUGGAGGCUCGCAUGCCACCAUCAUGUCGCAGAGCCCCUUCGACUAUACCAAGGUUGCUUCAAAGGUCCCUGAUACUCCAGGCUCCACGACUAGACAGUACCUGGAUCCCAAGACUAGGAUGAUGAUUCGCCAGUGCACCGCCUCUCCCGAAGCAUUUGAUGAAGUCGUCAACUUUGGAUACCACACCGAGGAGGAUUUUCCUACCACCAGCUCUCACAUAACCUCAGAAUACCAAUUUGACGAAGGCUUGAGUUCGUCAGAUGGCAUUUCGGACGAAGACGAAGACGACUACACCCUCGACUCCGAUGAUGAACCCUGGACUCCCGGCUCCGAUGAUACUCUGGCCACUAGCUGGGACAUGAACUCGCCUACCUAUUCUCCAGUCCAGCGCUUUGAUAGCAGCUGCUUCCGCCCCAAGCAGCGCCCAAUGACUCUGCGUGUCACUCUGACCAAGCCUGAGAACAAGGUUUUGGACGACUCGCCUGUUCGUGCAUCAAAGCCAGGCCAGACCUAUCGCCCAAGCUUGAAGGUUGAGGAUCCUCUGGCACUCGAACAACUUACAUUCUCGGACGACGUCACCGGAAAGUACGGAGCUUUCGCUGUCAGCCCCACCAAGGACAGCAGCAAGAUGAAGAAGCUGUUGAAGAGAUUGACAUCACCCGCUUUCUGA
Molecule: messenger RNA, 1236 nt
Organism: Aureobasidium musti
Lineage: Eukaryota; Fungi; Ascomycota; Dothideomycetes; Dothideales; Saccotheciaceae
Source: the annotation of a GenBank genome assembly